Molecule: messenger RNA, 3072 nt
Organism: Terrapene triunguis (Three-toed box turtle)
Lineage: Eukaryota; Metazoa; Chordata; Testudines; Emydidae
Product: antigen peptide transporter 2-like
Exons: 11
Coding region: 9-2150 (713 amino acids)
Biological process (GO): transmembrane transport; antigen processing and presentation of endogenous peptide antigen via MHC class I
Cellular component (GO): TAP complex; endoplasmic reticulum membrane
Molecular function (GO): ATP hydrolysis activity; ABC-type oligopeptide transporter activity; ATP binding
Source: RefSeq, a predicted model, not a curated record
UCGCCACCAUGGCGCUGCCCCUCACCCUGCGUCUGGGCUGCCCCCUGCUGCUCUGCGACCUGGCCCUGCGGGCCCUGCUGGGCUGGGGCGCCCCCUCGCUGGCCCCCCUGGGGCUGCCGGCCACCUGGCUGGAGGCUGCUGUCCGUUUCCUGGGGCUCUGGGGGGCCUGGGGGCUGCUGGCCCCGGAUCGGCCCUGCCUGUCCCCCCGCAGGGCCCUGGCUGCCCUGUGCCUGCUGCCCCCCCUGUACCUCACCCUGCGGCGCUGCCUGCCUCUGCCCGACGUGCCCCCCGCCCUGCUGGCCGGCGCCCCCUGGGCCUGGCUGCUAAUGAACUAUGGGGCAGUGGGGCUGGCCCAGCUCACCUGGGGGGCCCUGGGGCAGGGGGACAGGGCUGGGGGGCCCGGCGCUGAGGACACAGAGCGGGAGUCCAGGGCCACCCUGCGCCGGCUGGUGGGUCUGUCCCGGCCCGACGUGCCCGUCCUGUCCGGGGCCUUCGUCUUUCUCACCCUGGCUGUGAUCGGUGAGACCUUCAUCCCUUACUACACGGGGCGCGUCAUCGACAUCCUGGGCAGCGCCUACGACCCUGACGCCUUCUCCACCGCCAUCGGCCUCAUGUGCCUGGCCUCCUUCGGCAGCUCCCUGGCUGCUGGCUGCCGUGGGGGGCUCUUCAUGUUCACGCUCUCCCGGCUCAACAUCCGCAUCCGCCAGCUCCUCUUCUCCUCCCUGGUGCACCAGGACCUGGCCUUCUUCCAGCAGGUCAAAACAGGGGACCUGACCUCGCGCCUCUCCAAGGACACCACCAUGAUGAGCCGCUCGGUGCCGGCCAACGCCAACAUCUUCCUGCGCAGCCUGGUGAAGGCGCUGGGGCUGUACGGCUUCAUGCUGGGGCUGUCCUGGCGCCUGACGCUGCUCACGCUCAUCGAGAUGCCCCUCACCAUGGCUGCUGAGAAGGUCUAUGAUGCCCGCCACCAGGCCAUGCUGAAGGCGAUCCAGGACUCCCUGGCGCUCUCCGGCGAGGUCGUGCGUGAGUCCGUCUCCUCCAUCGAGACCGUGCGCAGCUUCGCCACCGAGGAGGAGGAGUCGCGGCGCUACGAGGCGGCGCUGGCCGAGACCCACCGGCUGAAGAACCGCCGCGACCUGGAGAGGGCGCUCUACCUGCUCUUCCGCCGGCUGCUGCAGCUGGCCGUGCAGGUGCUGAUGCUGUACUGCGGGCACCAGCAGAUCCGCGCCGGGCUCCUGACCAAGGGCAGCCUGGUCUCCUUCAUCCUCUACCAGGGGGACGUGGGCAGCUACGUGCAGACCCUGGUGUAUAUGUACGGGGACCUGCUGAGCAACGUGGGGGCGGCGGAGAAGGUGUUCGAGUACCUGGACCGGGAGCCGGCCGUGCGCACCGACGGGACGCGGGCGCCGGAGUCGCUGCAGGGACACGUCUCCUUCCACAACGUCUCCUUCUCCUACCCCUCCCGCCCGGACCGCCAGGUCCUAAAGGACGUGUCCUUCGAGCUGCGCCCCAGGGAGGUGACGGCGCUGGUGGGGCUGAACGGCAGCGGGAAGAGCACGUGCGUGGGGCUGCUGGAGCGGUUCUACGAGCCCCAGGCUGGGGAGAUCCUGCUGGACGGGGCACCCCUCCGGGAGUACGAGCACCGGUACCUGCACCGCCAGGUGGCCCUGGUGGGGCAGGAGCCCGUCCUCUUCUCCGGCUCCAUCCGGGAGAACAUCGCCUACGGGCUGGGGGGCUGCGGGGAGGAGCAGGUCACCAGGGCGGCCAGAGCAGCCCAUGCCUCCGGGUUCAUCACGGAGCUGGACAGCGGCUUUGAGACAGACGUGGGGGAGAAGGGCGGGCAGCUCUCGGCGGGGCAGAAGCAGCGGAUCGCCAUCGCCCGGGCACUGAUCCGCCAGCCAGCCGUGCUGAUCCUGGAUGAAGCCACCAGCGCGCUGGAUGUGGAGAGCGAAUGCGCGAUCCGCCAGUCGGUGCUGAGCCGGGGGCGCCGGACAGUGCUGGUGAUCGCCCACCGCAUGCAGACGGUGGAGAACGCCGACAGGAUCGUGGUGCUGGAGGGCGGGGCCGUGGCCGAGGAGGGGACGCACGCCGAGCUGAUGGGGCGCAAGGGGCCCUACUACAGACUGGUGCAGAGAGACCUGGCCAAGUAACCCCCCGCCCCGGGGAAUAGCUAUAACAACUGUACAAGCCGGGGUUUGUUUUGAUGGGGGCUGUUUCGGACAUUAGCGCUAGGGCUGAUCUGGAAAUGUUUUGUUCCUACAGGGGAAAAAAAUUCAUUUCAACUUUUUCUUACAAAUUUUUCAGGUUGCCAUCAAAAGUCAAUUUCCCCCCUUGUUCCUGUGUUUUCAGUUUUCCAAAAAUUUUUAUCAAAAGCCAAUUGCCACAGAAAUGUCCAUUUUGAUUAAGAAGAGGAGGCCCAGAGGCUGAUCCAGCACACGCUGGGAUUUUAUCUCCUGACUGGCCUGGGAAUGCUGGGGAAUCCCCCAGGGGGAACCUGGCACCUGUUGCGGAGGAAAGGGAGGUCUGGUCCUCCUUACUCUCCAUGCUGCCGUCGUGACCCUCACCAGGAGAAGCAGCAUAAAGGAAAAAGAAGAAGAUUCAAGUCAUUUUUUUGUCCAAAAACGUUUGGAAUAUAGAAUUUCAGCCAGCCCCAAUUAUCAUUUAUUUUGGAGAAACCGAAUCAUCUACGACAAAGAGGCCGGAGUUUCUCUUCUCCAUUUUAUAGACCAUGUUUGGAAUAUUGUUUAGGACUGAGAUUUUCAAAGUAGUGCAAGGGAUUUAGUUGCGCCUCUUCUGUUAAACUGGAUGGCCGAUGUGGGGCUAAAUCCUUUGCUCUGUUUUGAACAUCUCAACUUUUCUCCCGAGCUUUGUUGUUUUAAUCAGGGUACACAUUUUAGACAGGGCCUAGAGCAGCGCAGGAUCUGAAAGAAGGGAGCAGCGAGAUGCUUGUCUGUGAACAGUACCACAUAGCUCCUGUGCUACCACCCUGACUUGGCCUUGUGGGGAGAUGCCACCAUGUUAGAUGACAGAUGGAUUGUUUUAUUCUAGUGUUUUAUUCCAGUCCGAGAUUUA